This is a messenger RNA of Etheostoma spectabile (orangethroat darter), 1255 nucleotides long. RefSeq names its product major histocompatibility complex class I-related gene protein. Gene Ontology annotation, cellular component: external side of plasma membrane. NCBI's taxonomy places the organism in Eukaryota, Metazoa, Chordata, Actinopteri, Perciformes, Percidae. The coding region runs from base 44 to 1114 and encodes 356 amino acids. Gene Ontology annotation, biological process: immune response. The record is from RefSeq and is a predicted model, not a curated record. The transcript has 7 exons.
UCUGAACCGUCUCCGUCCUCGGACACGUCUUUAUCAGAACAAGAUGAAGAAGUUUCUGUUGUUGCUUCUCUUCUGUCACGUCUCAUCUCCAGUGAAACACUCACUCAAGUUUUUCUCCACUGCAUCUUCUGGAAUCCCAAACCUCCCAGAGUUUGUGGUUACUGGAGAGGUGGAUGAUCAUCCAGUGGGUUACUGCCACACCAACAAAAAGAUACUAGAACCCAAACAGGACUGUGUGAAAACAUUUUUAGAAAGCAAUCCUCAGCUUUGGGAAAUGUUCACAACACAGUGUUUUAAGGUUCAGCCUACCUUCUUCAAAGCCGUGAUGGAUAACAUGACGCACAGCUUCAACCAAACUGGAGGUGUCCACAUUCUCCAGAGGAUUACUGGCUGUGAGUGGGACAAUGAGACUGGAGAGGUCAAUGGUUUUAAUCAGUAUGGUUAUGAUGGAGAAGACUUCAUAUCAUUGGACCUGAAGACAUUGACAUGGAUCGCUCUGAAACCAGAAGCUGACAUCAUCAAACAAAGAUGGGAUGCUGACAUAGCUAGAAUAAAAUUAAUUGAGAUUCGCCUCACUGAGAUUUAUCUGGGAUGGCUGAAGAUGAAUGUGGACUACGGCAAGAGCUAUCUGCUGAGAAAAGAGCGUCCCUCAGUGUCUCUCCUCCAGAAGUCUCCGUCCUCUCCAGUCAGCUGCCACGCUACAGGUUUCUACCCUGACAGAGCCAUGAUGUUCUGGAGGAAAGAUGGAGAGGAGCUUCAUGAGGACGUGGACCUCGGAGAGAUCCUCCCCAACCACGAUGGAUCCUUCCAGAUGAGUGUAGACCUGGACCUUUCAUCAGUCCCAGCUGAAGACUGGAGGAGGUACGACUGUGUGUUUCAGCUCUCUGGUGUGGAGGACGACAUCGUCACCAAACUGGACAAAGCAGAGAUCAGGACCAACAGAGAGAAUCCUUCAGACAGGACCAUUCCCAUCACUGCUGCAGUGGCUGUUCUUGCUGUCGUCCUCGCCGCUGCCACUGGAUUCAUUUUUUACAAAAGAAAGAAAGCCCAACUCCCUCCACCAUCUCCUGACAACAUCUGUAUGAACUCUCUGGCAAGGGGCUUAAACUUCUGAGAUACAAACCCCUCCUGCACACUGAGUUGCUUCAGAAGAGACGGUAAGCAGUAAAUGCUGUGACGUGGACUAUGAUCAUCUCCAGUUAAACACCUGAAAUUAUGAGCUUCCUACAACAAACCUUUAUAUUAAAGCUACAUU